Aedes aegypti (yellow fever mosquito) is the source of this 1801-nucleotide messenger RNA. RefSeq names its product zinc finger protein 624. Gene Ontology annotation, molecular function: chromatin insulator sequence binding; zinc ion binding. The record is from RefSeq and is a predicted model, not a curated record. The coding region runs from base 124 to 1266 and encodes 380 amino acids. The transcript is spliced from 5 exons. Gene Ontology annotation, biological process: regulation of transcription by RNA polymerase II. Gene Ontology annotation, cellular component: chromosome; nucleus. NCBI's taxonomy places the organism in Eukaryota, Metazoa, Arthropoda, Insecta, Diptera, Culicidae.
UUAAUCGAUUUUUUGGGUGAUAGUGAGUACCAAAACAUAAACAAAGUAUAAUGGACCCAUCAAUAAUUGAAUUUUUUGGUCAUCAAAGAUAGAAAAGAUUUGUUUUAUCAAAAUUUUAAAAGAAUGGAUUACAACAUCAGUAGAUUAUGUCGCGUUUGUUUGGAGGAAGGUGUUUUUACAUCGAUAUUCAAUACGGACUUGGUAGCGAUGGCUCCAGCAGAUAUGUUGGUGAUGUGUGCUAACAUCAAAGUAUCAAAAAAUGAUGGUCUUCCAACGACUAUAUGUAAUAAUUGUAUGUACCGAUUAGGGGUUGCGUUUCACUUGAAGCAGCAGUGUGAAAAUUCUGAUAUGAGACUGAGGCAAUACAUUGGACUGAUGACAGGAGUAUACUCCAACUCAAUGGAUAAGGAAACGAUGACGGACGAUUCAUGGAUGGUUACUUCGAAAAAAUCUGAUGAAGGAGAACGUAAAGUUACCAAAAAGAAAAGUGGACGCAGUAGAUACAAGCCUAAACCUCCAGAAGAUCGGAAAAAGCGGGGCCCAAAACCAGUACCAAAAAUUCCUCAAACCUGCUACCAAUGUCAUAAAACAUUCAAGUGUGCUGCACAGCUACAAAUGCAUUUAAGGACUCAUAGUGGAGAUAAACCUUUCGCAUGCAGCUAUUGUUCAAGAAGAUUUGCACAAAAGCAUAAUUUGUCAAUCCACAUAAGAACACAUACAGGUGAACGACCAUACCAAUGUGAAAUCUGCAGUAGGCAAUUCUCCGCUUUGGGAAACUUCCAGGCUCACAAAAAAAUCCAUUCCAAUCAGCGUGAUCACAUGUGCCCAUCGUGCAACAAAGCUUUCAUUACAUCCGGUGACCUGGCCCGUCACAUGGUGUCACAUUCUGGAAUCAAAAACUAUCACUGUGACAUUUGUGCCAAAAGCUUCAGUAGAAAUCGGGACAUGGUGGUGCACAAGAAAAAGGUUCACCUGAAUGACCGUACCACAGAGAACUACAAAUGCAACGAGUGCCAUAAAAUUUUCGCUACCUUAGACAGCUUAAAUGUCCACAUGCGUACUCAUAACUCGAUGCCAUCGACAUCGUUAAUGCCACCACCUCCUCCACAACCACAACCGCAAAUACAGCAACCUAUUGCCCUUGCACCACAUCACAGUUUGGGACCGGCUCCAUUGGGAGUCGGCCUCGGAAUGCUGCCUCACACGCAUACACAAGGCUCAUAUCAUACUCAAAUGCAUCCCGCGCAACGGUUACAUCCUUACUAAUCAUCACAGUAGAUAAUAAUAUUUAUUUUUCGGAUACAAAUAAAAGCAUACGAGUGAUUCAUAGUUUCAUAACAAUUAGAACUUUUAUUUCCUUCGUGAAAUCCUAACAUCAUUUAACAGAACAUUCCGAAGUUCAUGCAACGUUUCGUAUUCCUUACCAUCAUACGAGCUACCUAUCAACUUGUGGAAAGAAAGUAGGAGAAAAACCUAAGAAUCACUGUAAUUCGUGAGUGAUACUGGAAUCAAAGCAUUUUUGUAACUCAAGUUGCAGUUUUAAUGGAAGUGUUCUAUGUGCGUUCAGUAAGUGGAUACCUACACGCAUAUGGUGUAACUUUACUGUGAAUGAAAGUGCAUGUGUCGAUUCGGAGACCAAAUAAUGCUAGUAAAACUUAUUCGAACUCUACAGCUAAAUAAACUCUUAAUCGUAAAAGAUUUAAACUAAGUCAUAAUUUACUUACUUGUUUUCGAAACGGCUUAAAUCUAUUCUUUAGCUCUUUAAAGAUCUGUUGUAAUGGAGGCUCGUUGUUCAGAGAGA